AUGCCGAUCUCAUCAUCCAACCUUAGCCAAAGGAGCCAAGUCACUGCAGCCAACCUAGCAAACUUGUUGCCAACAGGCACAGUCCUUGCAGCUGAAUCCCUAAUACCUUCAUUCACAAACAACGGUGAAUGUACACUUGCGAACGAAUACCUUACCUUAGGUAUCAUUGUGUGUUGUUCACUAGCUUGUUUUCUUUCCUCCUUUACUGAUAGCUUCACUGGCAAGGAUGGCAAGAUGUACUAUGGCAUAGCCACAUGGAACGGUUUCCGUGUAUUCAAUGAUAUCGAUAGUACUGAUGGUGCGGGAGAGGAAGAAACCAUUGAUAUCGAGAGUGCUCAUAGUGCAGGAAGGAAAGAAACGAGAAACAAAGAGUGCUUGGCUGCCUGUAGUAUCACUUUUAUAGACUUCGUGCAUGCUUUUACAUCACUAACAGUUUUCUUGGUUUUUGCUCUUAGUAAUUCUAACGUGCAGAAUUGCUUCUUCCCUAAAGCAGGACGAAAUGAGAAAGCACUUAUCAUGAAUUUGCCGUUAGGAGCUGGGCUCUUGGCAAGCUUUUUGUUCAUGUUAUUUCCUACCAAACGAAGAGGAAUUGGCUAUGCCGACACAGCACCUGUGAAAUUAGAGAAAGAGCCUUCUUUUCCGAAAAAAGAAGGCAUAAUUAAAGAGUCUGCAUAA
Molecule: messenger RNA, 675 nt
Organism: Populus nigra (black poplar)
Lineage: Eukaryota; Viridiplantae; Streptophyta; Magnoliopsida; Malpighiales; Salicaceae
Product: protein DMP10
Exons: 1
Coding region: 1-675 (224 amino acids)
Biological process (GO): endomembrane system organization
Source: RefSeq, a predicted model, not a curated record